AUGCUCUUUUCAUUUGUUCCACUUCGACUGCCAGUGGCAAUUCCCUCCUUGUGUCGCCUUUCAGGUUUCCACAAGUGUGAUUUACAGUAUCAUUUCCGACAAAUUCAAAUCUUCGCAUUGCUAGCCGCCACCAAGCGGAACUACCAAUCCAUUUGGAACACCUACCUCAAGUUCUGCCACUUCUACUGUCUUCCACCAUUUCCCGCCGUUCCGGCUACAAUCGCCACCUUUGCCAACUUGGUCAGCUUUUCCGUUAAAUCUCAUCAUACCAUUAACAAUUAUCUAAGUGCCUUACGACAGCUAAACGUUUUUUGACAUUUUUACACGAAGGCUUUCGACGACAUUCACGUCAAACUGACUGUGAAACGUUUCGAAAAGUCGAUGGUCCACAUCACUCAUCGCAAAGCUCCACUCAUACCAUCCAUCCUGCUCCAAUUCGACGCCCUAGUUGGCUUCUUCACAUUCUUUCGCACAGCAAAUUUGGUUCCUCCUUCACUUAUUACCUUCUCCGCCUGGAAAGCACUUUCCAGAAUCAGCAUCACAUUCAACAGUUCCGGCGCCGUUAUUACCAUUACAAGAAGAAAACUCACCAAGCCGGUGAUACCACCCUUAUUGUUCCCGUCCCACGCAUUCCUGGAUCCCUACUUUGCUCCACAUUCGCUUUCCACUCCUUACUACGGACCGCUCCUGUACCGACACUAAUCCUCUCUUCUCUUUUAUUUCCACCUCGAACCAACUUGCCUGCAUCACUUCCAAGAGCCUUAACGACAGUAUUAUACAUCUGGCUUCCCUCAUCUCUUUGGACCCUUGAGACUACUCAGGGCAUAGUCUGCAUCACGGCGGUGCUACAUUCGCCUUUCAGCUUGGAAUCCUAG
Messenger RNA from Pocillopora meandrina, 875 nucleotides. NCBI's taxonomy places the organism in Eukaryota, Metazoa, Cnidaria, Anthozoa, Scleractinia, Pocilloporidae. The record is from the annotation of a GenBank genome assembly.